CAAUACUGUCUUUCUCUACCUAUCUUCUUCUCUCAAACUCUCUAUCCGUUUCUGUUGCAUGAGGAUGGAAGGAACAGGGAUUGAGAUGUACCUGCCACCAGGGUUCAGGUUUCACCCCACCGAUGAGGAGCUUCUGGUCCAAUACCUCCUCCCCAAGACUUCCGGUCUCACCUUCUCCUCCAACGUCAUUGCAGACGUCCACCUCUACAGACACGACCCAUGGGACCUGCCUGGUAAAGCUUUUUUUGGCGACAACGAGUGGUAUUUUUUCAGCCAGAGGCACCGGAAGUUCCCCAAUGGGUCGAGGCCCAACAGGGGCGCCGGAUCCGGCUUCUGGAAGGCUACCGGCACCGACAAGACCAUCGUGGCCAACGGCCGCAAAGUGGGCACCAAGAAGGCGCUCGUUUUCUAUGUAGGAAAGCCUCCAAACGGGAGCAAGACCAAUUGGAUCAUGCAUGAAUACCGGCUCCUAGAUGACAAUGGCCGCCUCCCACAAAAAAAAGCAACCCCCUGCCGUGAUGAUUGGGUUCUGUGCCGAAUUUACAAGAAGCGGACCGGCCUGCAGAAGGGAAUGCAAAGGUUGAAACAGCAUGAUGAAGUCGUCAGUUUCCCUUCGGAUGGAGAGUCCUUUGCAUCACUUUCCGCCGGCGGCGACCAAAGUUCGGAGUCCAACGUGAACCAAUGGACGGCGGUGCGGGAAAUGAACGCUGAUUACCAACAACAGCAACUAACAUACAGCUCAGAUUUCAACCUCAGUACAGAUGAUUUUUUCAUGAAUCUGCCGACCUACAUGGCGGUUGGACGAGUGGGUUAUGGUCCUCUGGAGCUCUCCAACGAUUUCUUCAUGGAGUUUGAGGCAGAUUCAAGUGCUGGGCAUGUGGGAGAUGUAGAGGUGGGUGCAAAUAUUUCACCAUCAGCAGCAGCAGUAGCAGCGACUAAUCUGCCGGCGAGACUAUUUUCUCUAGCUGCCAUUCUGUACAGACAGUUAUGCACUAAAUUAAUCAUAUAA
Molecule: messenger RNA, 1009 nt
Organism: Nymphaea colorata (pocket water lily)
Lineage: Eukaryota; Viridiplantae; Streptophyta; Magnoliopsida; Nymphaeales; Nymphaeaceae
Product: NAC domain-containing protein 67-like
Exons: 4
Coding region: 59-1009 (316 amino acids)
Biological process (GO): regulation of DNA-templated transcription
Molecular function (GO): DNA binding
Source: RefSeq, a predicted model, not a curated record